AAUACGUAUAUUAAUAUAAUGCAAGUAUAAAGAAUAGAGCAUAGUAAGUUGGCAAUAAUUGGUAAUGUUGACUCUGGUAAAUCAACAUUGGUUGGAGUAUUGACAAAAGGAAUUUUAGAUGAUGGAAGAGGAGGAGCAAGAGAGGUUUGAAUUAUAAUUUAUUCUCAGCGCGUUUUUAAUUAUAAGCAUGAAAAAGAGAAUGGAAGGACAUCUUCAGUGGCUCAAGAAAUAAUGGGAUUUGAUGAAAAUUUAAAGUAAGUACUUCCUGAGAGAUUCAAUUAAAAUAAAAAUAAAUAUUGGAGUCUAGUGGUUGAAAAGAGUAAAAAAAUAGUAACAUUUUUGGAUCUCUGUGGUCAUGAAAAAUAUUUAAAAACAACAAUAUUUGGAUUAGUUGCGAUGAUUCCAGAUUAUUCUUUAAUAAUUGUAGGAGCAAAUAUGGGAGUAUCAAAAAUGACAAGAGAACAUUUAGGAGUUAGUUUAUUUUUGAAAAUACCAUUUGCAAUAGUUCUAACAAAAAUUGAUAUAGCUCCUUAAAAUGUUUAUAAUGAGACAAUAGAAAAUAUUAAAAGUUUGAUUAGAAGUCCAGCAAUAAAAAGAACAGCAGUAGUUUUUGAUGAAAAAUCUGGAAUGGAUGAAAUAGAUAAAUGGGCAGCACUUAUGCAUGGAAAUAAUGUUGUUCCAAUAUUUUAAGUUUCUAGUGUAACAGGGAAUGGAUUACCAUAAUUGACACGUUUUAUAAGUAAAGUUCCUAAUAGAGAUGAAAUAAAUAAAGCUUAUUAAACAGUUAAUGAUCCAUUCUAAUUUGAUAUAUAAGAAAAUUUUAAUGUUCCAGGUGUUGGGGUUGUAGUAAGUGGUAUAGUUAGAAGUGGAAAAGCAGGAAUUAAUUAACAUGCUUUGUUAGGACCAGAUAAAGGAAAAAGUAAUAUAUUAUAUAUAUUAUUUUAGCAUUCAAACCAAUAACUAUCAAAUCUAUUCAUAUUAAUAGAGUAUCUGUUGAAUCAGCAUAAGUUGGAGAAUUUGCAUGUUUUGCACUUAAACCAUCUAAGGCAGGAGAUAAAUUAGAUAGAGCUGAUUUUAGAAAAGGAAUGAUAUUGAUUGAUCCUACUGUUAAACCUGAACCUGUUUUUGAAUUUGAAGUAUAGAAUUAUUAUUAUCAUUUAAGGCAAACAUUCAUGUACUCCAUCAUCCAACAACAAUGAGUCAUGGAUAUUAAGCAGUUAUGCAUUGUGGUGUUAUUAGAUAAGCUGUAGAAAUGAAAAAAAUAUUUCAACAUGAUGUCUUACGAACUGGAGAUGUAGAUACUGUUAGGUAAUCAAUUUAUUUAAUUAAGAUUACGCUUUCUUUAUGCUGCAGAAUAUUUAAAAACUGAAUAGAUACUUGUUAUUAGAGAAGGAAGAACUAAAAUAUUUGGAUAUAUAUCUAAACUCAUUUCAGACAAAUAAUUAGAGGAUGAAAAGAAAAUUUAAGUCAUUCCAAAUUAAUAAUAAUAAUAAUAAUAAUAAAUUUAAUAAGUUUGA
Molecule: messenger RNA, 1517 nt
Organism: Paramecium sonneborni
Lineage: Eukaryota; Ciliophora; Oligohymenophorea; Peniculida; Parameciidae
Source: the annotation of a GenBank genome assembly